Messenger RNA from Capsicum annuum, 849 nucleotides. RefSeq names its product geraniol 8-hydroxylase-like. The transcript has a single exon. NCBI's taxonomy places the organism in Eukaryota, Viridiplantae, Streptophyta, Magnoliopsida, Solanales, Solanaceae. Gene Ontology annotation, molecular function: heme binding; iron ion binding; monooxygenase activity. The record is from RefSeq and is a predicted model, not a curated record. The coding region runs from base 88 to 648 and encodes 186 amino acids.
GAGUUAAUUUGUUGUUGUAUGUGUGUGACAUGACAGGAUUUGUUCAUUGCCGGAAGUGAUACAUCGGCCAUAACAACAGAAUGGGCAAUGGCUGAACUCCUCCGAAAACCUGAAGAACUCAACAAAGUACGACAAGAAAUUAUCCAACAAAUAGGGACAGAGAGGCCAGUGAAAGAAUCAGACAUCAACAAACUCCCAUACCUUCAAGCAGUAGUAAAAGAAGCAAUGAGACUUCAUCCAGCAGUUUCAUUACUCUUACCACACAAAGCCCAAAAAGACAUAGAAGUGUUAGGCUACACCGUGCCUAAGGGCACUCAAGUUUUGGUGAAUGCUUGGGCAAUUGGAAGAGACCCGAAGUCAUGGGUAAGGCCACUAGAGUUUCUGCCUGAAAGAUUUAUUGAAUCUAGCGUGGAUUAUAAAGGUAGGGACUUUGAGUAUAUACCAUUUGGCGCGGGACGAAGAAUAUGUCCAGGAUUGCCACUAGCUAUAAGGAUGGUGAACUUAAUGUUGGCUUCUAUUAUUCAACCAUUUAAUUGGACGUUACCAGAUGGGAUGGCACCGGAGAAAUUGGACAUGGAGGAACAGUUUGGAGUUAGCUUGAGGAAGGCUACUCCUCUUGUUGCAAUUCCUAGCAUGGAACAAAAGUAAUGUAUUUGAAUUUCUUAGUGAUUUGGUUUGCAACUUUUUCUUUACCUUAAUGGUAUUGUUUCUAUAAGCAUGUAUGUGACUGCGCGGGACUAAGAGGUGUAUUUUAUGUUAUGUUUGGGUGAUGUAUUAUUGACAAAACUGAACAUUGAGUUGGAGACAAGAAACUUGAUAUUAAUAGCGAACUUCGAUUUCAUGAAUCAA